GCGCGCACACACACUCGACAGUCGCGUGGAGGACAGAUCGAGCCAAGUGAGAACUGAGAAAUACGGAUCCGUGAAGAAUGGAGGCGACCAAGGAGAGGCGGGAGCAAGAGCACAAGGACUCGGUGCAGCUGCCGACGGAGACGAGCCCGUACGUGCAGUACAACAAGGACGACGGGCUGGAGGACUACAAGAUGCGCGCCUACGGGGCGCGCGGCCACCUCCCCGUCUCCGACCUCCCCCACGGCGGCACCGGCACCGACGCGCCCACCAUCCCCGGCACCGCGUUACCUACAGCACCGCAGCAGCAGCACAAGCAGCGAGGCCAGGGAGCUGGAGACGCCGUCGUCGGUCAAGACGCGGCCACCGACACCAUCAACCGCCACGGCGUGCCGUAAUUAGCAACUAGCUCGUGGCUGUCCAGUGUCCACGCAGGCCCCGACGCUAGCUGUUGCAGCAGUGUCCAGUCAGUGCGUGAGGGGAAAACAGAAUAAAAUCCCGCAAAUGUAAUAUCGCUGCAGUAGUAGUAGCCUGUUUGUAGCAUGUAUCAAAAAUGUCUUUUUCAAGAUCUUUGAGCUUCUAGUA
Molecule: messenger RNA, 582 nt
Organism: Brachypodium distachyon (stiff brome)
Lineage: Eukaryota; Viridiplantae; Streptophyta; Magnoliopsida; Poales; Poaceae
Exons: 1
Coding region: 78-395 (105 amino acids)
Source: RefSeq, a predicted model, not a curated record